Cynara cardunculus var. scolymus (artichoke) is the source of this 2004-nucleotide messenger RNA. RefSeq names its product serine/threonine-protein kinase MHK. Gene Ontology annotation, biological process: protein phosphorylation; intracellular signal transduction. Gene Ontology annotation, cellular component: cytoplasm; nucleus. The transcript is spliced from 18 exons. NCBI's taxonomy places the organism in Eukaryota, Viridiplantae, Streptophyta, Magnoliopsida, Asterales, Asteraceae. The coding region runs from base 523 to 1815 and encodes 430 amino acids. The record is from RefSeq and is a predicted model, not a curated record. Gene Ontology annotation, molecular function: protein serine/threonine kinase activity; ATP binding.
UCUGCGGAUUUGGCUGUUAUAUACCAACACCAUUAAAUUCAUAACAUCUUCUCUCUUGUAAUUUCAGCGAAUUUGUUCUUGCAUUGCUGAUCUGAAUUCUGGAUUUUCUAUCUCCCUAUAUUCGAAUCUUGGGCUUGUAAUUUACGGUUGAAAUGUAUGAAGAAGUAGAUCAAAUUGAUCGACCUAAGUGAACCUUUUCAACCAUGUUGAAUCAUUAACAUACUGAAAUAACAGCAGAAAGAUAUGCAAAUUGUAGACAACAUUGACGAGUUUUAGAUGAUAGCAAUUGGUUGCAGCUUGUAGAGGCUGCAUUUAAGCAUGUUGAUUGCUUUCAAGUUGAUGCUUAAUCAUCCUUACAGUGAAAAGUGGGGUUUCCAUGAUACGCUGCAUAGUUUGUUGCACCUAAUCACUAAUGGUAGUCUACAAGCAAGCGAAGAACACUGUCAUAACAGUGUAGAAGCCUCUUUUUGGACCUUGGAAGUCCAUUGACAAAUUGAUCAAUUAUUUGCUACAGUGUCAGUAAUGGAAAAAUAUAAAAGUAUAGAAGAGAUUGGAGAUGGAACUUGUGGAACUGUAUAUAAGGCCAUCAACCUGGAGACAUCUGAAAUUGUUGCAGUUAAGAAGAUGAAGAGAAAGUAUUAUGUUUGGGAAGAAUGUAUGAAUUUGCGGGAAGUUAAGUCCCUCCGAAAAUUGAAUCAUCCUAACAUCAUAAAGCUGAAGGAGGUUGUCAGGGAGAACAAUGAGCUAUUCUUCAUCUUUGAAUACAUGGAACAUAAUCUGUACGACAUAAUGAGAGAACGACAAAGACCUUUCAGUGAGGACGAGAUUAGGGGUCUGAUGACUCAGCUUCUGCAAGGACUUGUACAUAUGCACAGAAGUGAAUAUUUUCAUCGGGACCUAAAACCUGAGAAUUUGCUGGUGACCAACAAUACUAUUAAAAUUGCUGAUUUCGGCCUGGCUAGAGAAGUGUCAUCUGCGCCUCCUUUUACUGAUUAUGUUUCCACUCGCUGGUAUCGAGCACCAGAAGUCCUGUUGCAAUCUUCAUCAUACACUCCUGCUAUAGAUAUGUGGGCAGUCGGUGCAAUACUCGCUGAACUUUUCACUUCGUCCCCGUUGUUUCCUGGUGAAAGUGAAAUAGAUCAGUUGUACAAGAUAUGCUGUGUUCUUGGUACACCAGAUUGGACACUCUUUCGUGAAGCAAGGAAUGUUGUUCGAUUAAUGGAUAUCAGUUAUUCGGAGAUUAUGCCCGCAAAUCUCUCGGACCUGAUACCAAAUGCGAGCUCGGAAGCUAUUAAUUUGAUCAAACAACUAUGUUCGUGGGACCCAUUAAGGAGGCCGACCGCAGAGCAGUGCUUACAACAUCCGUUUUUCUAUGUUAACACAUGGAUUCCUUGUCAACUUGGGGACCCACUUCAGCUGAAGAUGGAAAACACGAGAUCACAGCCAAAUCUUGAGUUGGAUCUCUGGGAUUUCAGCAGUAAAACAGACGAUUGUUUUUUGGGGUUGACUCUGGCAGUGAAUCCUAGUAUUUCCAAUAUCGAAAUGGUCCAUAAGACUAGAAGCACAAGACAGGAUCUUCUCUUCUGCUCGGACUAUGAGGAUGAAGCACAACACUCGGUUUUCUGGUCACUCCUCCCCCCUGAUCACCAUGGUAUUCAAGCGCCGGUGGAAUCUUCGUUGUCAUUAACAUUCAGCAGUACAAUACCUCAUUCAACAAUCGGAGUUCCUCAAUCUGGUGGAUACAGAAUGCCAUCUCUUCAGCCUAAUUUCUUGACAAUGUCCUCCCACUUCCAGCAGCAGGGUCACUGUCGUUAACCGCCAUUUCAGGUACGAUCAACCAAGGAGGAUGGUUCGUAAGACAUUUCUGUGACAUUCUUUUUGUUUAUAAUCAACAUAUAAUCAGACAAACUCUAUGAUACCACAUUGUCCUCAAGAUUUGGAAUUGCAUACUGUAACCAAAAUAUGUAUAAAAUCUUCCCCAACUCAACUAGUAGUUAGUGUUUC